This is a messenger RNA of Pteropus alecto (black flying fox), 2042 nucleotides long. It is a transcript of the gene HOMER2, whose product is annotated as homer scaffold protein 2. Gene Ontology annotation, molecular function: G protein-coupled glutamate receptor binding. NCBI's taxonomy places the organism in Eukaryota, Metazoa, Chordata, Mammalia, Chiroptera, Pteropodidae. Gene Ontology annotation, biological process: G protein-coupled glutamate receptor signaling pathway; regulation of store-operated calcium entry. The transcript has 12 exons. The record is from RefSeq and is a predicted model, not a curated record. Gene Ontology annotation, cellular component: plasma membrane; postsynaptic density; dendrite. Bases 1 to 1035 code for a protein of 344 amino acids.
AUGCAAACGGAACAGCCUGUCUUCACCACCCGGGCGCACGUCUUCCAGAUCGACCCCAGCACGAAGAAGAACUGGGUGCCUGCGAGCAAGCAGGCGGUCACCGUUUCCUACUUCUACGAUGUCACCAGGAACAGCUAUCGGAUCAUCAGUGUGGAUGGAGCCAAGGUGAUUAUAAACAGCACGAUCACACCCAACAUGACUUUCACCAAAACGUCGCAGAAGUUUGGGCAGUGGGCCGACAGCAGGGCCAACACGGUAUUUGGCUUGGGGUUUUCGUCGGAGCAGCAGCUGACAAAGUUUGCAGAGAAAUUCCAAGAGGUGAAAGAAGCUGCCAAACUAGCCAGAGACAAGUCACAGGAGAAAAUCGAGACCUCGAGUAAUCACUCUCAAGCAUCCAGUGUCAAUGGCACAGAUGAUGAAAAGGCCUCUCACGCGGGUCCCGCCGACGCACACCUGAAGUCUGAGAACAGCAAGCUGAAGAUCGCUCUGACGCAGAGUGCCGCCAACGUGAAGAAGUGGGAGAUCGAGCUGCAGACCCUGCGCGAGAGCAACGCCCGGCUGACCACGGCGCUGCAGGAGUCGGCGGCCAGCGUGGAGCAGUGGAAGCGCCAGUUCUCCAUCUGCCGGGAAGAGAAUCCCAAGUUGAGGCCUGAGAUUGAUGAGCUGGAGGAACAGUGCAGUGAGAUCAACAGAGAGAAGGAGAAGAACACCCAGCUGAAGAGAAGAAUCGAGGAGCUGGAAUCGGAACUACGAGAAAAGGAGACAGAAUUGAAAGAUCUCCGAAAACAAAGUGAAAUCAUACCUCAGCUUAUGUCAGAGUGUGAAUACGUCUCUGAGAAGUUGGAGGCAGCAGAGAGAGACAAUCAGAACCUGGAGGACAAAGUGCGUUCUCUGAAGACGGACAUCGAGGAGAGUAAAUACCGACAGCGCCACCUGAAGGUGGAGUUGAAGAACUUCUUGGAGGUCCUGGACGGGAAGAUCGAGGACCUGCACGACUUCCGCCGCGGCCUCUCCAAGCUGGGCGCCGACAACUAGGGCCCCGCGCGAGUCCCAGAAAUCGGGAAACUUCAGACCCAGAAAAAGAACUUAUCGCAAGAUACAGAGACACUCCAGCUAAAUAAGACCAUCGGGCUAUUGAAGACCUGUUUAAGGAAAUCGGAAAAUCAAGUUUGCAGGGGAGGAUGAAGUGUCGGGUGAAGCUGGAUCCGUUUAUGCAGCACAGAACAAGACAGCCCUGGUCUGUGCCCAGGUGGGACAUUGGUGGCCUGAGGCAUGAGGAUCAGCUGCUUUGGUGGCAGAGCCAGGGGAGGUGGCUGCACUGGGACAUCUGCAUCCCAGUUUGCAGGAUCAAGGAUGGGGCCUACUACCGAAGAUCUGGAUGUGGGCCAGCAGGAAGCCAAAGUCACCUAGGUCCUGUCUAAGAGGGCCAGCUGCAUGGGUGAGGAGACCUCAUUUGAGGCCUGGGAGGUGGCCCACCAGGGCUUGGGGGAGGAAUGCAAGGGAACCCGGAACAGAUUGGUUCUCAGCCUGGUCAUGGGAACUUCAGGGGAAAGGUCUCCAUAGUAGGAAACUCCAGAGAUGUAUACAGGCUCCGAGACAGAGAGGCCGAGGGGCGGGGGGCAGGGAGAAAUGUGAGCUGUAAGCAUCUGCCCGACCCAGAGAACCUGCAUCAACUGUGACAUCAACUCAAAAAGGAGCUGUCUUAUCACCUCAGCGCCUCCUACCCUGGCCCCCAAACCAGCGGCUCAGGGAGGGGGUGUGAGGAGGAGAGGCUACUUCGUUCCUCCUUUUCCAGGGAAAACUUCCAACUCAAGAGGCCCAAGCUGCGCAGGGGAGAUUUUGGUGCCAACUAAACUCAGUGUGGCAUUGUGAUUAAUAUAGUAAAUCGUGUAUUUAAUUACUGAAUGUUUUCACGUGCCCCUAGGAUUGUGUUUGACAUCAGAGGAAGCAGAAAGUCACGGUGCUGCUAGAUCUUUAUCCAGAGUGCAGAAUACAUCCCACCCUGAGUAAACGUUAAAGGAACAAAUUAAGUUGUUUGAUUA